AUGGCGGUCUCGAUAUCGCAGCUAUCGUUCGAGCACCACCGCGAACCCUUGGGAAUUGCCGAGUCCAAACCUCGUAUAUCCUGGCGGUUCGAGGGUGUUGCACCCAACUGGACACAAGCAGGUUAUGAUAUCGAGAUACUACGCAACGGCGUACCGCAAGUUUACUCUAUCAACUCGUCCGAUUCCAUUCUCGUCCCAUGGCCAGAUACUGCUCUGGAGACAGCCGAGGAGGCUAGAGUCCGAGCUCGGGCCCAUGGAAAUCAGGGUCAAUCAUCUACGCCAUGGUCCGACUGGGUGGCAGUUGAGCCAGGGUUAUUGAACGAGACGGACUGGGGUAGUGCAAUCCCCAUUGCUGCUGACCGCGAGACCGAGGUGAAUGGACCUAAGCGUCCAAUAUACUUUAGAAAGUCCUUUGCUGUGGACCAAGAAAUCAAAUCCGCCCGACUGUAUAUCACCGCCCUAGGAGUCUACGAGGCGGAGAUCAACGGGCAAAGAGUAGGCGACCGUGUUAUGGCACCUGGGUGGCAAUCAUACAAUAAUCGACAUGUCUACGAUACUUAUGACGUGACUGAUCUUAUCAAGCAAGGCGACAACGGAAUCGGUGCUACCGUCGCAGAGGGCUGGUUCUCUGGCAUCCUUAGUUUCGGUGGAAAGUAUAGGAAUAACUAUGGAGACACAAUUGGCCUUCUCUCAUUGCUUGUCGUUACGCUGGAAGAUGGAUCCAAACUCGAGAUCCCGACCGAUGCAUCUUGGCAGGCAAACACCGGACCCACCGUGUCUUCUGAGAUCUAUAACGGGGAGACAUACGAUUCACGGCUUGAAGCUAACAUUGCCGGAUGGUCGUCGGGUUCGUUCAACGGUACCAAUUGGCUGGCAGUCAAGAAAUUACCCACGCUGAAAGGGAGGCUAACCCCCCCUGACGGCCCGCCAGUCCGGAGGGUCGAGGAGGUCAAAGCUCAAAGGAUCUUCAAGUCCCCAUCAAACAAGACUCUAAUCGAUUUUGGCCAGAAUGUAGCUGGUAGGCUUAGGGUUUCAGUGUCGGGGCCGAGAGGUACAAAUAUCACUUUUCAUCAUGCCGAAGUACUCGAAAACGGUGAGCUUGCCCUUCGCCCACUGCGUUUAGCUAAAGCGACCGACUCGUUCAUCCUGAACGGUGAUGGUACCCAGACCUGGGAGCCACGGUUCACUACCCACGGGUUUCGGUAUGCACAGGUAGACGGCUGGCCGGAGGCAUCGACACCACUGGACAGAAAUUCUAUCACAGCAGUUGUUCUUCAUAGUGAUAUGGAACGUACAGGCUGGUUCGAAUGCUCCCACGCACUGCUCAACAAAUUCCACCAAAAUGUCCUAUGGUCAAUGAGAGGCAAUUUCAUUUCUAUCCCGACGGAUUGCCCUCAGCGUGACGAGCGGUUGGGUUGGACUGGCGAUGCACAUGCCUUUGGGCCCACUGCUGAUUAUCUCUAUAAUACAGCUGGCUUUUGGCGAAGCUGGCACCGCGACGUUUGGUCCGAGAUGCAGGAAAACGGGACAAUGAUCGUACCACCAUAUGUUCCAAUUGUCCCGCCGAACGCAGGCUCGGAGCAGGGAGCUGCGGCAGUAUGGGGCGAUGUUGUAGUUGCUGGGCCAUACAACCAUUAUCAGGCAUACGGUGACCUGGGCAUGCUCGAAGAGCAGUACUCACAGGCCCAGAGCUGGAUCGAUACGGGAAUUCCACGUGAGGACACUGGUCUUUGGGAUCGAGACAGCUUUCAGUUCGGAGAUUGGUUGGACCCGAAGUCACCACCAGACAACCCAGGUGAUGCGACCACCGCCUCGCACCUUGUUGCCGACGCCUACUUGGUUCGAAUGACCGAGCUCCUUACCAAUAUAUCCACUGCCCUUGGGCACAGCGACCUGGCGCAAAAGUACAGCGAACAGCACGCCGGCUUGGUCGAUCAAUUCCGCAAGGCAUGGCUAACGGAUGGUGAAAUGGCAAACCGGACUCAAACAGCAUAUGCCUUGGGAUUGCACUUCGGCCUUUUUACAUCUGAUGAGGAGCGAUCUGCUGCCGGUGAUACUUUGCGCAGUCUAAUUGCCGACAAUAACUACCUUGUUGGCACAGGCUUCGCGGGCACUCCACCCCUGGGUUUCGCGUUGGCCGAUAUUGGCGCCACAGAUGACUUCUACCGCAUGCUGCUACAAACAAAGGUUCCGUCCUGGUUAUAUCAAGUGGUUCAGAAUGGAACUACGACGUGGGAGCGCUGGGAUAGCCUCUUGCAGAAUGGCAGUGUGAAUUCUGGAGAAAUGACAAGUUUCAACCACUAUGCCUUUGGCUCCGUUGCAGAUUGGAUUCACCAAGUUAUUGGUGGCCUUGCUCCUGCCGAGCCUGGUUGGAAAAAGAUUAAAAUCGCACCUGUCCCUGGCGGCAACAUUACUAGUGCCAACUCUCGUUUUAUCAGUCCAUAUGGAGAGGUCAGUUCCAAGUGGGAGCUCAAUGGGGAUAUUUUCGACUUGGAGGUCACUGUUCCACCCAACACAAAUGCUGUCAUUAUAUUGCCAUACGGGAAUGUGACGAAGGAAGUUGGAUCGGGGCAAUAUAAAUUCAAUGCGUCGAGGAAGUAA
Molecule: messenger RNA, 2601 nt
Organism: Aspergillus caelatus
Lineage: Eukaryota; Fungi; Ascomycota; Eurotiomycetes; Eurotiales; Aspergillaceae
Product: glycoside hydrolase family 78 protein
Exons: 1
Coding region: 1-2601 (866 amino acids)
Biological process (GO): carbohydrate metabolic process
Source: RefSeq, a predicted model, not a curated record